Messenger RNA from Aspergillus clavatus NRRL 1, 774 nucleotides. Its product is annotated as alpha/beta hydrolase. The record is from RefSeq and is a predicted model, not a curated record. The coding region runs from base 1 to 774 and encodes 257 amino acids. Lineage: Eukaryota; Fungi; Ascomycota; Eurotiomycetes; Eurotiales; Aspergillaceae. The transcript is spliced from 2 exons.
AUGGCUCUGCCUACGGUUGUCUUCGUGCCUGGUGCUUGGAUCACUCCCGCCUUCUACGGCCCUUUUCUCAAGGCGCUCACUGACCUGGGCUAUCCUGUCGUCUACGCCGACUAUCCGUCUCUCGAGCCCUCUGAUCCUGUGACCGCAGACUGCAAGACCGAUGCCGAGGCUAUUUCACGUAUCCUCCUCCCCCUGAUCGAAGACGAAGGCCGCGAUGUCCUCCUGGUGAUGCACUCAUAUGCUGGCAUGCCUGGAGCCGCUGCUGCAAAGGGACUGAGCAAGACGGAGCGCACACAAGGGGGUCAAUCGGGCGGAGUGUUGGGAAUGGUGUUCAUUGCCGCGUUCCUUGUGCCUGAGGGCCUGAGUUGCGCGGGCCUGCAGGGAGGAAACCUGCCUCCCUGGAUUCUCCUGGACCAGCCAUCCGCCGAUCUGAACUUGCCCGAAGAUCCUGUUGGCAACUUUGCUCCUGAUGUCGAUCAGGCGCUCUUGCAAGAUCUCGCCGAUCACAUCAAGCCCCAUUCUACGCUCGCGUUCAAAUCGCCUCAGCCUUCUCCAGCGUGGGCUGACGAGGUCUACACUGGACGAGUGGCCUUUAUCGUGACGACCGCGGACAAGGCUGUACCCAAAGAGGCGCAGCAUGGCAUGAUUGGCGCGACACAGCGGCCGUGGAUAGUCCGCGAAUUGGAAUGCAGUCACUGUGCGCCGUUUAUCAACCGGAUCGACGAGACGGUGCGCGAGAUACAGGCACUGCAGGGUGAAUUCGAGCGUCUGUAA